ACAUUUCGCGCGUCUGUGUCUCUGCACGUCAGACGUGUCGCUCGGUCAGUCAGUCAUUCCUGUGCGCUCAAAAACUCCCUGAUUCUCCAUCUUGACGAGAGAGUUUUCCAUAUCUGUUUCCUUCCGGAGUUUUCUUGUUACUGCACAAACAAUGGGCGAUAUAAGUCUGCCGAGGCACAUGUUCUUAUGGUGUCUGUCUGUUAUUUACAUGUUUGCCUUCGCGUCUAUUUACGUGCAGAUUCCAGGUCUAUAUGGGAAUGACGGUGUCCUGCCAGUGCGCUGGCGGAUGCGGGUGUCCGGUAAGAGUGUUGUGGAGCAGCUGAAGGAUUCCCCCACGCUGCUGUGGUUUGCUCCUCGCCUGGGUUUGGACUCUCAGCAGUGUAUGGAGCUGCUCAGUCUGAUCGGGACUCUGCUCAGCCUGAUGACGGUGGCUCUGCCGGUGCUCAGAGACUGCAGAGUCUUCCUGCUGCUCUGGACACUUUACCUGUCACUCUACCAGGUGGGCCAGGUCUUCUUAUACUUUCAGUGGGAUAACCUGUUGUUAGAGACCGGCUUCUUGGCCAUUCUCAUCGCUCCAAUGAAAAUGCCCUGGUCUUCAAAGGUGCGUCUGUAUGAUAAUGUGACGUUCUGGCUGCUGCGCUGGCUGCUGUUUCGGCUGAUGUUUGCGUCUGGUGUGGUCAAACUGACUAGCCGCUGUCCCACCUGGUGGGGUCUGACAGCUUUGACCUAUCACUAUGAGACCCAGUGUAUACCGACUCCACUGGCCUGGUUUGCUCAUCAGCUGCCGGUGUGGUUUCAGAAACUCAGUGUGGUUGGGACAUAUGUUAUCGAGAUCGCCGUUCCCUUCCUGUUCUUCAGUCCCAUACGGAGACACAGACUCGCUGCCUUCUACAUGCAGGUCCUACUUCAGGUUCUGAUCAUCCUGUCUGGGAAUUAUAAUUUCUUUAAUAUUCUUACGAUCACCCUGUGUCUGUCACUGCUGGAUGACCAACAUGUCAAUUUCUGGCUCCGCAGACCAACAACGAAGACAGAGAAAACAUCAUUGCAGACUCUCUUCUCUGCACUGACCGUGAUGUUAGAGAUUGGUGUGUAUGCUCUGCUUUGCUACUGGACUGUCAAAUACUUCGACCUGCAGGUGGACUGGGAAAAGAAAAGCGUUUCCUCCAAAACAGCAUUCACCUAUUUUGAGUUCAAUGGUUUUCUGAAGAUAGUAACGCUGCCCAGUAUCUGGAUAGGUGUGCUGUCUCUCACCUGGGAGAUCAUCACUGCCAUGUUUAGAUGUGCGUGUGUCAAAGGAGUGCUGUGGCGUCUCUGGACCUCAAUCCAAUGGGCUGUUAUGGCUGCGGCGACAGUCUCAAUGUUUGCCAUCAGUCUGGUUCCCUACACCUACAUUGAAUAUGAUGCACACAGUAAACUCUGGCCUGGGAUACGGACAGCAUUUGAAAUCACUGACCGCUACCAGUUGGCCAACUCAUACGGACUCUUUCGGAGAAUGACCGGGGUUGGAGGUCGUCCAGAGGUGGUCAUCGAGGGCAGUAUGGAUCGCCACACAUGGACGGAGAUCGAGUUCAUGUAUAAGCCGGGGAACAUGAGCGCAGCGCCCCCUGUGGUCACUCCGCAUCAGCCCAGGCUGGACUGGCAGAUGUGGUUUGCAGCUCUGGGUCCACACACACAGAGCCCCUGGUUCAGCAGCCUUCUGCACAGACUCCUGCAGGGCAAAGCAGACGUGGUCAAACUCAUUCAGACAGAUGAAUCUCAGUAUCCGUUCAGCAAACAGCCUCCUGUGUAUCUGCGAGCUCAUCGCUACAAAUACUGGUUCAGCGAGCCCAAAGCGGACGGGUCUUUUCCUCAGCGAUGGUGGAGACGAGUGUAUGUGGAAGAGUUCUAUCCCAUAGUGCAGCUGGGCGACUCUUACCUUGAACAGAUGCUGGUUCAGCAUGAUUUAAAGGAUAAGGCUCCUCCGAGGCACGUCUCCAAAGGUCUAUUGCCUCGAUUUUUGCGAUGUGUUGGAGAUCAUGUGCGUGAGAUACCGGCUCCUCUUCUGCUCUGGACUCUCUUCAUCUCGGCAGCGACCUUGUGUCUCCUCAGCUCUCUGAGACCGCACAGAAAACAUCACCAACAACACCAAUCACUCCUGAACCAACACACAGAGAAAGAGCCCACAGGAGAAGAAGAGGAGAAGAAAUGCAAAGAGGAAGAGGAGACUAAGCAUAAUGAGGAGGAAACAAAAGAUGAUGCAGAGGAGGAUGGAAAGGAGGAAGAAGAAGCAGAGAGUGAAGAGGAAGAUAAAGAAGAAAAUGAGGAAGAAGACAAGGAGAGUGCAGAUAUAGAAACAGAAGCAGACAGCCUUAGGAAAAGAAAAUAAGGUUUUUUUGGUCAUCUUACUAAGGUAUUAAAUCAGGGAUGUCCAAACUCUGUUCUGGAGGGCCG
Molecule: messenger RNA, 2430 nt
Organism: Danio rerio (zebrafish)
Lineage: Eukaryota; Metazoa; Chordata; Actinopteri; Cypriniformes; Danionidae
Gene: lmf2a
Product: lipase maturation factor 2a
Biological process (GO): protein maturation
Cellular component (GO): endoplasmic reticulum membrane
Source: RefSeq, marked provisional